GACACGUGAAGGCAUCAUCAUCGUCAUAAGCUCACUGGGUGGACCUGCGUUCAUGUGCACAUUACAUUUAAACAGUUACUGUAAUGUGGUGAAGAUUAAAACACGUUGGACGAGUGUUACGUGCUGAGCUAGUUGUGCUUGGGAGCAGCAGGUGGGAGAAUGGCAGGCCUGUGGAGAUCCUACCAAGUCUUGAUGACCAAAUACCCCUGGACAGUACAGUUAGUGACCGCUGGGUCUCUAGUGGGUGUCGGUGAUGUCAUCUCCCAACAGCUGAUUGAGAGGAGAGGAUUGGCCGAUCACAACGUGCGGCGCACGGCCAAGAUGAUGGGCAUCGGUUUCUUCUUUGUGGGUCCAGUAAUCGGCAGUUGGUACAAAGUGUUGGACCGGCUGGUGGUUGGAGGAACAAAAAGUGCUGCCAUGAAGAAGAUGCUGGUUGACCAGCUGUGCUUCGCUCCGGGUUUCCUGGGAGCCUUUCUCUGCAUCUCCGGCGCUCUGAACGGCCUGACGCUGGAGGAGAACGUCACCAAGCUCAAGCGGGACUACACAGAUGCUCUGAUCGCUAAUUACUACCUUUGGCCUCCAGUCCAGAUCGCCAAUUUCUACUUCAUUCCACUCCACUACAGGCUGCCUGUGGUCCAGAUCGUCGCUGUCACUUGGAACUCCUACCUGACGUGGAAGGCCAACAAGAUGUGAGCAAUCAUCACAAGUCCGGCCUGUCGUCGACGACGAUGAUGAUGAUGAUGAUGAUGAUUAUAAUGAUUCUACACUCAUUUGUAGUGUGUGUGUGUGUGUGAGUGAUGGGGUCCAUUCUGGUCCAACUUACUUCUGGUGUUUCCAAUGUGUAAAACUGUGACUCACUCACUUGUAAAGGUCGGGAGGAAGCGCUCGUCUACUCUGAAUGACAAAUUCACACAUGAAUGUCUGUGAAAGUUUGUUCUUUUUGGAAAUAGGAUUUACUGCCACACGCGUUGAUUCCCACUAGUUGUUUCCCACAUAAUGUUUCAUUAACCACUUGAAAUCUUGUAAGUCUUAUAAUGAAGUUUUAACCUCGGAUUCUCUUCAUAUUGUUGAUUUUUUUUUUUUUUCAUCAGCAUGUUCCACACUUUGUAUUCCUGUGUUGUUAUUUUCAAUUAGUCUCCACCUGCGUACAACGUGUACUUCAGGAUGCCAAUAACGUUCCUCAGGGAAAGGAAAGCAACUUGUUCUGGGGUUUCUGUUCAGAAUGUACGGAAAGUGAGUGAUAAGUAAGAACUAGCUGUUAUGGGAACAUGAGUAAUUACAUGUUAAAUAGAUAUCAAAGUCUUCUGCCCUUUAGCAGCUUUCAGUUGCUGCUGCAAUACAACCAUGAAAUUGGAAAAAAAAAUGCAACAACUUGAGUACAAACUCAUUCGACAAAUGAUUUUCUCAUAUGUUUAUUGCACUUGUGGACUUUGUGGUGACAUGUAUUGUGCAGCACUUGUUCUUCACAACCUGAUCUUGAACAGUAAAGUGAUCUCAGGCCUGUAUAGAAUAAAUGUGAAUGUGCAGCCAGCAGCAGCAGCAGCAGCGUAGCUUGGUAAUAAGGACGUUCAUCACUCGGCUCUGACCUGAGAGACACCGGCCCAUCACAAACUCACGCUUCUGCAUCUGGAGAGAUUUUAACCCAGACGAACUGGGUGCUUCCUUUUCCACCCAUAUUGACCUGAGAGUUCCAUUCCACAGUAAGCAAUCGGGAGGGAAACCAUUUCUCUUAAGCGAUCACUUCUCUUUAUCGCACGGCGCUGAAUCCAUCGCUGCAUCGACAAUCACUGUUGGAGUUUAGAUUCACUGCAGAAUCAAAUUGUAUUCUAGUGUCUGUGGCAUGAAAUCUAAUAAAGGCUUUUACAUGA
This is a messenger RNA of Gasterosteus aculeatus aculeatus (three-spined stickleback), 1868 nucleotides long. It is a transcript of the gene mpv17, whose product is annotated as mitochondrial inner membrane protein MPV17. Gene Ontology annotation, molecular function: channel activity. Gene Ontology annotation, biological process: regulation of mitochondrial DNA metabolic process. The record is from RefSeq and is a predicted model, not a curated record. Gene Ontology annotation, cellular component: membrane; cytoplasm; mitochondrion. Lineage: Eukaryota; Metazoa; Chordata; Actinopteri; Perciformes; Gasterosteidae.